Molecule: messenger RNA, 1972 nt
Organism: Eruca vesicaria subsp. sativa (arugula)
Lineage: Eukaryota; Viridiplantae; Streptophyta; Magnoliopsida; Brassicales; Brassicaceae
Source: the annotation of a GenBank genome assembly
GCGCUCUGCUCUCACAUAGAAUCGGUGAACACACACAUAGAGAGAGAGAAAGAAAGAUGUCAACUUCCGAACAAGAUCGCCGCCAUCGUCCCUCACGCAACCGUCACCAACCACCAGUUACUCCUCCUCGAACAAAAAUCUCCAAACGUGUGCUUCUCCGAGUAGCCUCCGUAGCCUGCGGGAUACAGUUCGGGUGGGCCCUCCAGCUCUCUCUACUCACACCAUACGUGCAGGAGCUAGGGAUACCGCACGCUUGGGCGAGCGUGAUCUGGCUAUGCGGUCCUCUCUCUGGCUUGUUCGUGCAGCCGCUCGUUGGACACAGUAGCGACAGGUGUGCGAGCAAGUACGGUAGGAGGAGACCGUAUAUAGUAGCGGGAGCAGUGGCGAUCGCGGUGGCGGUUAUGGUGAUAGGACACGCGGCGGAUAUAGGGUGGGCGUGUGGGGAUGGAGAAGGGAAGGUGAUAAAGCCGAGGGCGAUUGUGGCGUUUGUGUUUGGGUUUUGGAUUCUUGAUGUUGCUAAUAAUAUGACUCAGGGUCCUUGUAGAGCUCUCCUCGCUGAUCUUACUGAGAAUGAUAAUCGCAGAACCAGAGUAGCAAAUGGCUACUUCUCUCUAUUUAUGGCUAUUGGCAAUAUACUUGGCUACGCUACUGGAUCAUACAACGGUUGGUACAAGAUCUUCCCUUUCACCAAGACCGUUGCAUGCAAUGUGGAAUGCGCUAAUCUGAAGUCUGCAUUCUACAUAGACGUAGUCUUUAUUGCAAUAACCACCAUCCUAAGUGUCACAGCUGCUCAUGAGGUGCCUCUUGCUUCACUAAAUUCUCAAUCACACGGGCAAACCAGUGGAACAGACGAAGCUUUUAUCACUGAGAUACUUGGCACUUUCAGAUAUUUUCCAGGGAGUGUCUGGAUAAUCUUGCUUGUUACAGCUUUGACAUGGAUUGGUUGGUUUCCAUUUAUUCUGUUUGAUACUGAUUGGAUGGGUCGAGAGAUCUACGGUGGUGAACCGAACCAAGGUUCUUUGUAUAGUUCCGGGGUUAGUAUGGGUGCGCUUGGUUUGAUGUUGAACUCUGUUUUCCUUGGGAUCACUUCGGUGCUUAUGGAGAAACUUUGUAGAAAGUGGGGGGCUGGUUUUGUUUGGGGUGUAUCAAACAUCGUUAUGGCUGUUUGCUUUCUUGCAAUGAUGGUUACUUCAUUUGUUGCGUAUCACAUUGGCUAUAUUGGUCAUGAACAACCACCUGCUGGCAUUGUAAUUGCUGCAUUAUUGAUCUUUACAAUCCUGGGCAUCCCAUUGGCAAUAACUUACAGCGUCCCAUAUGCAUUGAUAUCCAUACGUAUCGAGUCCUUGGGACUAGGUCAAGGCUUGUCUUUGGGUGUGCUGAAUUUAGCUAUAGUCAUUCCACAGGUAAUUGUGUCUGUUGGAAGUGGUCCUUGGGACCAACUAUUUGGAGGUGGGAACUCACCGGCACUUGCAGUUGGAGCAGCUGCAGGGUUCAUUGGCGGAAUUGUAGCCAUCUUGGCUAUUCCGAGAACAAGGAUUCAGAAGCCCAUCCCUCUUCCAUAAUAUCCUCUCUUUUUUUGCUUAAAAACGAGUUCAAGCGAGGAACUCAUCAAGAGAUCGAGCAUGGUGGAAGGAGAUGCACCAUUUUGUGUGUUGUUCCUUGUCGGAUUCAUGCAAUGGUUUCUCGUCUGACUAACUUAUUUGCAGCUUCUAGGACCUAACACCUCUUCUGCGUUGGGUCUAUGAUCCUUGUGUACGUACAUGAGGAGCUAUAGAAGUUUACCAACGAAAUAAUAACACCUCAUUAAAAGUUUGUGAGGUAAUAUGCAUCUCUCCUUUGUUGGAAGCACCCAAAUCGGGUUCUUCUCUGUUUGUUUUGUUGUUUGGCUGAAGCUUUUACCAGUUUACUACCACGUAAUUGUAAACUAUAACAUGUGUACAACUGAGAGUUUGUUAAGGAGACCGAAUUUUCU